Cladophialophora psammophila CBS 110553 is the source of this 447-nucleotide messenger RNA. RefSeq lists its product as uncharacterized. The record is from RefSeq and is a predicted model, not a curated record. Gene Ontology annotation, molecular function: carbon-sulfur lyase activity. The coding region runs from base 1 to 447 and encodes 148 amino acids. The transcript has a single exon. Lineage: Eukaryota; Fungi; Ascomycota; Eurotiomycetes; Chaetothyriales; Herpotrichiellaceae.
AUGAUCAAAGGCAGCUGCGCCUGUGGGCGUGUCAGGUAUGAGACCAAAACUCAACCUCUUGCCGUGACCGCCUGCCACUGCAUCACGUGCCAACGCGUGUCUGGUGGACCUUUCCUCGGUUUCGCGGGCUUCCUGGCUUCAGCGGUGGAAUGGACACAGAAACCGGACAUCUGGUUGGCGAGUGACAUCGCCGAGCGUGGCUUCUGCAAGUCCUGUGGCUCCCCGGUUUCUAUGCGGUACUUUUUGGAGGCAGACCGCAUCGGAGUGACUUUGGGGACAGUGGUUGAGGCCGAGCCCGUUCUGCCAUCUGUGGAGGCGCACAUCUUUCUAAAGGACAAAGCACAGUAUUACGUCCUGGCAGCUGACGGGGCUAAACGAUAUGAUGAGUUCUCUGGGGAGUUUCGCGACAAACUCGAACAAUGGGGACGUCGGCGGCAGAAGGGGUAG